UUGGAGGCGUCAGCUGCUCCGAAUUUCGAUUUGAUGUGAAACGUGAUUGGACAAAUGGCAGGUACAGGGUUGUGAACGAUUGUAUGUAUACAGUUUACGAUACAGGGCUGGAUUACCACUGAUUUUGCCGCUUGAAUUGGACUAAAUUUAUCGUGUUAGAUUUUUUUUAAUUGAAUUCCAGCAACUAAUUUGAUGAAAUGGGCUUAUCCGAUUAUGAAACCGCCAUCGAAUCAUUCUUAAAAGAUAAAAAAGCGAUUACUUACAAAUUUUUGAGUGCCGAAUUCAAAAUUCACGUUAAUUAUGCAAAAGCUAUUCUAGAAGAAUAUUGGAAAAAACAUAAAGAAGAUCAGUCUCUCGAAGCAAGUUUUUUAUUAAUUGGACAAUUGUCAGACAAUUCUAUUCGUGUUGAGGUUGUAAGAGAAUCAAAUUUUGCGGAAGAGAAAGAGAAGUUUACAAAGGUUGAUUGUAAUCACUUGUACAGUCUACAAAAGUCAUUUCAAGAUUUAGAAUUGUUUGCUUUUUCUGGUGAUGACAAUUUGCAUUACAGUGCUAUAAAAUGUUAUGAAAAUAAUUUAAGAAGUGAUGAUGAAAUUGACAGUUUGCGCUAUAUUGGUAACUUAAAAAAAGAUGUGAAAACAGGUGAAUCAUGUGCUAAUAAAAAAGAUAAUAUUCCAGAAAAAUCAAAGAAAACUGAUACAAAACAAGUAUCACCUACGAAAGCAGUCAAAAAAAUUGAGCCUGCAGUAAAUGAGAAGAAAAUAUUAGAGAAAGAAAAAAUAAAAAAUACAGAAAUAAUAUCUGAAGAAAAAGGCAAUACGGAAAAGAAAGUUGUUUCUACUGAUUCAACCAAAGCUAAUAAAUUAACAAAGAAACCAGUACAGACUAAACAAUCUGGAUUCAAUAACCUAUUUGCAAAAGCUGGUAAUGUUAAAAACAAAGACUCUAGCAGUACAAGUGAAAAAAAGAAUUUGUUGGUAGAGAAGACCUCAAAACUAGAACAGCCUGAUCAAAGUUGUAGUAAACAAAAAUUAUCAACUGAAACAGAAGUAAAAGAUCACUCUGAUUCUAAAAAAGAAAAGAAUCCUACUACUAAUGAGCUUAAAAAGACAGAAAGCAAAAGUAAAUCUAAAGUUUCAACACAAGUUCAUUCUCGUGGCAAAAAACGUGAUCGCAGUCAAGACAAUCAUUCAUCAUCUAAGAGAAAAAGGAUUAUAAUAGCAGAAUCUAGCGAUGAAGAAUCAGAUAAAAGUGACAAAGAUGAACCCAUGGAAGAAGUACAGGAAGAACCAUCUGAACCAAUUAGAAAAAGAUCACCAUCGCCACCAGUUGAAAAACGUGAAAAUGGUAAACGUCUAGUGAGAAAAACAAAAGAUGAAAUUUUUAAAGAUGAAGAAGGAUUUUUAGUAACAAAAAGAGUUCAUGUUUAUGAAGCUGUGACUGAAAACGAGACUUCAGAAAAAGUCGAAAAAGAAAAACAUGUAGAAAAAAGUAAAAAACCAUCGUCAGAAACCAGCACCAAAUCUAAAAAACAAACAUCUUUGAUGAGCUUUUUUCAAAAACGUUAA
Molecule: messenger RNA, 1565 nt
Organism: Trichogramma pretiosum
Lineage: Eukaryota; Metazoa; Arthropoda; Insecta; Hymenoptera; Trichogrammatidae
Product: DNA polymerase delta subunit 3-like
Exons: 2
Coding region: 198-1565 (455 amino acids)
Biological process (GO): DNA synthesis involved in UV-damage excision repair; DNA strand elongation involved in DNA replication; nucleotide-excision repair, DNA gap filling
Cellular component (GO): delta DNA polymerase complex; nucleus
Molecular function (GO): DNA-directed DNA polymerase activity
Source: RefSeq, a predicted model, not a curated record